Maniola jurtina (meadow brown) is the source of this 1716-nucleotide messenger RNA. RefSeq names its product WASH complex subunit 1-like. Gene Ontology annotation, cellular component: early endosome; recycling endosome; WASH complex. The record is from RefSeq and is a predicted model, not a curated record. Gene Ontology annotation, biological process: exocytosis; retrograde transport, endosome to Golgi; Arp2/3 complex-mediated actin nucleation. The transcript has 6 exons. Bases 174 to 1556 code for a protein of 460 amino acids. Gene Ontology annotation, molecular function: actin binding; gamma-tubulin binding; alpha-tubulin binding. NCBI's taxonomy places the organism in Eukaryota, Metazoa, Arthropoda, Insecta, Lepidoptera, Nymphalidae.
UGUAAAUAGAGAACACUAGUAGCUUUACCUAUUAAGUUAUUGGAUGUUAUAAUUUCGCACGGGAACUCUGUGCUGUAUCUAGUGAUAGAUCUUGUGCCUUAUUAAAUUAUUUUAGGUGAUAUAAAAGAAGCUUAUAGAUUCUACAAUAUUCAAUAUAACUAUAGGAAGUGGAAAUGGAGGGUAUCUAUAAAAUCAAUUUGAUACCGAACGAUCUGAGUAUGGAAGGGACCAUAUUGCAGAUCGCUGACACUUUGGACAAUCUGAAUGGAAUAGUUGACGACGUGUUUACGCGUAUAAUGAACAGAAUUAAUUCUAACACGGAAAAGACGUCUAAACUCCAGGAACGGAUCACUUUAUGCAGAACUAAAGUGGAGACGAUUGCCGGAAUGCAGACGGCAAUUAAAGUGUUUUCCAGCGCGAAAUAUCCAGCUUCGAUCGAACAUGAAAAUUACCAGUCGAUUUUCGAUACGAACAGUUACCACUAUGAAUCAAAAAAGGUUGCUCUGAGUGGGAAGUCUCAGAGGCAGUCCAAUGAAAAGGCGAUUAAGGAAAAACUCCACUUCUUCCACGUGAAAGUAGCUGAACCUAAACCAGCAAAACCCAAACAGGAUUUCAAUUUGAAAGCUGUAAUAAACGAUGUGUCGACCGUGGGUGAGCUGCUGGUCUACAACAGUGAGGAGAGUCCGUACUUGGGAGCUGCGAGCAAGACUCCCGUCUACGUCCCCAGCGUCAGUACGAAUGUGGUGAAGAACGUGUUGGAAGAUGCGCCGCCGUCGAUCAUGAACAGGAACAUUCUGAAGAGGGAAAUAGACGAGUACAUGUACGCGCCCGGCAUGGGAAUGGUACCGGAGAUGGACAUGCCACUCGAUCUGCCGCAUCUGCCCGGAAUAGCUGGGGACGUCCAAUUCCUUAUAACGAGCGACGGUUCCAUUGCCCCAUCGGCCAUCUCGUCACCAGUUAACCCAUUGAACCUGGUGCCUGAAUUAGAAUUACCGGAACUGCCAGAUUUGCAAGAUGUUAGUGACACUGUUCUGGAUAUACCUGACACAGCACCGGUUCCGGCUCCAGCCGCCCUAGUACCACCUGCCAUGCCUGGACCACCUGCCAUGCCUGGGCCAUCUGACAUGCCUAGUCCACUUAACUUGCCCGGACCACCUAACGUGCCUGCGCCACCUAGCAUGCCUGCACCACCGCCUCCGCCACCGCCGCCGCCGCCGAUGGACAUUCAAACAACUAACGAGAGGAAGGAGCGAGCGGCGCCCACGCCCGCGCCCGUCGGCGACGCGCACGCGAGCCUCAUGGCCGCGAUCCGCCAGGCCGGCGGCGUGGGCCGCGCCAAGCUCAAGCCGGCGGCAGACACCGCAGAGGCAAAGGGCACCAAGUCGAUCGGCGGCGACCUGAUGGCGGACUUGCACGCCAAGCUGUCGAUGCGUCGGCGCGGCAUCUCCGGCGCCGAGCGCGCAGGCGGCACCGUGCUGCACACGCUAGCGAGCGUCAUCCCGGAGCCCACCGAGUCCUCGCCCCAGCAGUCCUCCAGCGGCGAAGACUGGGAGUAGACCAGGUUUUAAUGUAAUCUACCAUGUACUACAGAGCAGCGGGUUGAUUCGCUAACUCAGUGUCUAACAAUGAAUGAUAGCCACCGAGGUUGGAUGGUUCUACAUUGCUGCUUCACAAGGUUUUCGGGUGCUUCGUAAAAUAUUUUUUCGUAGAAAACCU